GUUAAAAAGAAUACUCAGUGCAUCCUGGGUAUAUUAUGCUAAUUACCCGGAUCGGUAGGGUCUUCCAGAAGCCAGUUAUCCACACCGGGUAUUCGCUGCAUCUUUAUUUUCUUUUGUGCAUUUGAUUUUUUUUCUUCGUCUGUCUUUUUUUCUUUAAUUUUUGAGGACCUUUGCGGGUGCAGCACCCAGCCGCCUGUGUCAGGUGCCGGCGGCUCAGCCAACGAUGUGCCUCAGCCUCUUCACCACUCAAGAGUAAAUACCGUGCAAGUCCAUUAGAAAGCUAAGCUUGGGACUCUGUGUAAUUUCAGGAUUAACUGCAUCUGUGCUCGUCAUAUGUUACUGAGAUUUGAUGACUGGAUCAUUUUACAGGGGCUGCAUCUGCUGUCAGAAUUAGAUGGAAUGAAGUCCAGCACCGAUUCCAAGGUGAAAAAACAAGUUUCUUAAAUGCUGUGGAAUCAGCCAAUCAUGUAUCUGAAAUACAUUUAUCUUAUUUAACAUGCCUUGCAGAAUACCAUUUUGGAUGUGGUAACAACAGAGGGUUCAUAUUGCUCAGAAUCACAAUGCCUGUGAGAGAAGACUGAAGGAAUUUUACCUAAGGUCUAUCAAGCCAUCCUUUUAAUGAGUUAAAUGACUUUGGCUCAUCAUCAGUGUCAACAAUGAAGGGAUUAUCAAGUAGCCGAAGUCAUCAUCAUGCGGUCGCCUGUGACCCAUCUUAUGAAUCUCUUGCACAUCAUUCAGACCGAAAGCCAUAUUUAUUAAAUCCAGUGGAUACUCAUCCUGCUGAUCAUCCUUACUAUGCCCAAAGGAACUCUUUUCAGACAGAAUGCAUGAUACCCUAUAAUGAACAACUUGCAAGCAGUACAUUCCCCAGGAGACAUUAUAAUUCCCAUCAUGAACUCAAGGAAGAAUGUGCUGUGGUGCCACAUGCUGUGCCAAACAAGGUAAACCGUGUUCCAACAAACCUUUUAGACCAUUUCGAACACCAGAUCCCAGUAAGCCGUGAUGGUUACCAUACCCUCCAAUAUAAAAGGACUGCAUUGGAGCACCGUAGUGACAGUCCAGGGAGGAUACGACAUUUAGUACAUUCUGUACAAAAGCUCUUUACAAAGUCUCACUCCCUUGAGGGCCCUUCUAAAGGGAGCAUAAAUGGUAACAAGGCAAGCCCUGAUGAACUUCAUGGUCUUAAACAUGGCAAGCGCAGUAAGAGCAAGGACAGGGGUAAGCCAGAGGCUAAACCUCGGACAAACAUCUCAGGCUGGUGGAGUUCUGAUGACAACUUGGACAGUGAUGUCUGUCUUUAUCAUGGGCCUUCUGCUGUCAUGACAAUGGGUAGAUGUCCUGAUCGAUCUGCCUCCCAGUAUUUUAUGGAAGCCUACAAUACUAUUAGUGAACACACCCUAAAAACAUCAAGGAGCAAUAAUGAUGUAAAAUGUACUACCUGUGCAAAUAUACCCAUUAACCUGGAUGCACAACUUAUGAAGAAAAGCUCAUGGUCCUCAACUCUUACAGUGAGCAGAGCACGCGAAGUCUACCAGAAGGCCUCUGUAAAUAUGGAUAAAGCACUAAUGAAGUCUGAGGCUUGUCAACAGGAGCGAUCAUGCCAGUAUUUACAGGUCCCUCAGGAUGAAUGGAGUGGCUUCUCACCUCUUGGAAAAGACGAUGAAAUCCCAUGCCGCAGGAUGCGUAGUGGAAGUUACAUCAAGGCAAUGGGGGAUGACGAUAGUGGGGACUCUGACACCAGUCCUAAACCCUCUCCAAAGAUUGCAGCACGAAGAGAAAGCUACCUGAAAGCCACCCAACCUUCACUGACUGAACUGACAACUCUCAAGAUAUCAACAGAGCACUCUCCAAAACUACAGAUCCGAAGUCACAGUUACCUUCGAGCAGUAAGUGAAGUUUCUAUCAAUAGAAGCCUCGACAGCUUGGACCCAGCAACACUGCUCACUUCGCCAAAGUUCAGAUCGCGAAAUGAGAGUUACAUGAGAGCUAUGAGCACUAUUAGUCAGGUGAGUGAAGUGGAAGUCAAUGGCCAAUUUGAAUCAGUCUGCGAAUCAGUGUUCAGUGAGCUGGAGUCCCAAGCGGUGGAUGCCCUGGACUUGCCAAUGCCAGGCUGCUUUCGCAUGAGAAGUCACAGUUACGUGAGAGCUAUUGAGAAGGGCUGUUCGCAGGAUGAUGACUGUGUGUCGCUACGCUCAUCUUCCCCACCUCGCACAACUACAACUGUGAGGACAAUUCAGAGCAGCACUGUGUCAUCAUGCAUAACUACAUACAAGAAGACACCUCCUCCAGUUCCCCCAAGAACAACAACAAAGCCCUUCAUCUCCAUUACAGCUCAGAGCAGCACAGAAUCUGCUCAGGAUGCCUAUAUGGAUGGCCAAGGACAAAGAGGAGACAUCAACAGCCAGUCUGCUCUGAGUAACUCGACAGAGAGUAUAGACAGUAUGAAAGCCUUAACAGCUGCUAUCGAGGCAGCAAAUGCACAGGUUCAUGGCCCAGCCAGUCAGCAUGUGAGCAACAGCACAAUCACCAUUACCUCUACAUCUGCCAUGAUGAGUGACAAAGGUGGACAUACCUCUGAGGACUCCAAGAGAGAUGUACUUCGCAAGAGCAAGUGCUUGUCCAUUGGAAUACAGGUGGACGGACCUGAAGAUUCAGCCGAUUUUGAGAACAAUUCAUUUUCAAACAAGUUCCAGUCGGUGGGAGUCCAAGUGGAGGAAGAGAGGUGUUAUCGAAGAUUCACCCGAUCCAACAGCGUGACGACGGCAGUCCAAGCUGACCUGGACACCCAUGAGAUCUUAGAUGGACCAUUAAAUUCUCCAGAAAUAGACCAUCCCACCUCCAGUUCCAUAUCUAGACAAUAUUCCCGGGAUGCCAGCACUUCUACUGUCAGCAUUCAGGGCUCAGGGAACCAUUACCAUGUCUGCGCUGUAGAUGAUGACUUUGCUGGCUUUGACCCUUCUAUCUUACCACCACCAGACCCCUGGAUUGACAGUGUUACUGAUGACCAUAUGGAGGUAGUUCAGAGGUCCGUGUGCCAUAGAGAUGGACGCUGGUUUCUAAAGCUUCUCCAAGCAGAGACCGAUCGGAUGGAAGGCUGGUGCCAGCAGAUGGAGAGGGAGGAACGAGAAAAUGACUUGCCUGAUGAAAUUUUAGGGAAGAUCCGAAGUGCAGUGGGCAGCGCCCAGCUGCUGAUGUCUCAGAAAUUCCAACAGUUCCGGGAGCUGUGUGAAGAAAACUUGAACCCCAUUUCUCACCCUCGGCCGACUUCUCAGGAUUUAGCGGGAUUCUGGGACAUGCUGCAGUUGUCGAUUGAGAAUAUCAGCAUGAAAUUUGACGAACUGCAUCAGCUGAGAGCCAAUAACUGGAAGCACUUGGCUCUUCCUGAAAAGAAGGAGAGAAGAAUGCCUCCACCAGUGCCAAAGAAGCCACCAAAAGGUUACCCACCCCUGGUGAGGGACCGGUCUCUGGAAAGCACCGAAAAGCAGCGGCAAGAGGCACGGAAAAGGCUGAUGGCAGCCAAGAGGGCUGCCUCAGUGCGGCAGAACUCAGCUACAGAGAGUGCAGACAGCAUUGAGAUUUACAUCCCAGAGGCGCAGACCAGACUCUGAGCCACCCAGAGCAGUACGUCAGUUAACAUGCACACCGUCCCUUUCUCACAUGCACAUACAUGCAGACACCAACACGCGUACAAGGAUGAGAUAGGGUGCUUUGUAUUAUAAUCACUCCUCUAGGUCCUCAUGUUAAAAAUAAAGACCACAAAAAGAAUACUGAUAAAGAUAACACAACAAAAUAAUAUUGGUAUUCCUUUGAAAUUUUUAUUUCCCACUCUUUCUCUGGUCAUUAGUACAAUUAGGUUAACUUCCACAAUGUGAUGUAGCUGUUGACCGCCCUACCUCCAUCCAAAAAUGUGUCUUGUGAUCCUGUUUCCUAAAUUUACUCAUUUAGCCAUCGUAGCUUUGCCACAUAAAUAACGCAUCACCGCUGCCAUGUAUACUGUAAAGCAGAUUUGCUUAUUCUGUAAAAAAAUCUCCAUAUACCCUGAAAAAAAAAAAAACACUCUUUGUACAGUAGGUGCACCAUUUACUUGUCCUGAAACGGUUUAAUCUUUCACACUCGUAAUAACAGUUGUAAAGUCCGAUUGUUGCUUAGUGUACAGCAGCAGGAGCAGGGAGAACUUUUAACGGAUAAACUCUCAGGCACACAUUCUUCUGAAUUGUGGUCACACCGAGCCUCCUGAAUUAGUAGCAAGUGAAAGUGUCACACACGCACACACACACAGUAUUGGUGUUACCUGUGAAGGGGUCCGACAUUCCCUUACAGGACAGGGUAGAAGCUGGAGCGCUCCACUUGACAAAGGUGCACAUGUUGUCUCAUAAUAAUGCAUCAUAUGCAAUUCAUGAUGAUUUAGUUAAUUGCUUUCACUUAAUUUGCACGAUUUUUGGUUUGUUGUUUGAAACACCACUACACAGUAAAAGUCAGAGAUGAUGAGUGUAAUUGAAAAGCUCCCUAUAAAUUCAACAAUAGGAUAACGUGUCAAUAGGUACGUGCGCUCUUCUAAAUGCUGAUCACCUUCAGUUAAACAGAAGAGUGGUUUCCAGCUUGUCUUUUGCGAAACAUGUAGAAAAUGAACAAUACAAAGUGCAUAUAUGGAAACUACCCUAUUUCUAAGUUAGCCAGGAUUAGUGAAAUGUGUGUAAUUUACUGCUCGUCUGUACGGAAUUCCCUGAAAGUUGCCAAAAAUUCAAUGUAAAACAAGGCCUUUCCAGUAGCUUGAGCAGGUAAUCAGGUGGAUUUGUUAAAUGACUUGCUUCUUUCAAUGGCUGCUGGGAGGCAACGUCCUGUUAAAUGAGGGUGAGCUGGGCCAAAUGCAGCAAAAUCAUGGUAUCCCUCCUAAAAGAAGUGAAAGUAUAUGCCUAUGUGUGUGUGUGUGCGUGUUGGUGUGUGUUGAAGUGUGCAUUUGAGUGCGUGUGAGCGUAAGGAUAGGUCUUUCAAGUGCUUCCUGAUUUUUUGCAUUGUUACUGACUUUGUUUUGUAUGUAAUUAAGUAGCCACACGGACAUACUGUGUUAAAAGAAAUAGAGGUCCCAAGUUUAUUUAUUUUGUAAUAUUAUAUUUUAUGUAUUUGUGAUCCUUAAAAAGAAAUGGUGGGCAUGCUGACACCCCAAGGAAUUAGACCUAGAGAUAUAUUUUUGAAUUUUUUCUACUGAUUUAUCUCAGCAAAAUGUACCAUAUUCUGCCAUUCCAUUUUACACCAUUCUGUCAGUUAUGGCGUUUAGAUUCAUUUUCUGUUGUCAUCCUAUACUCAGUUUUUUUUCUUCAGUACUAUAAAACCAAAAGAAAGCGUACACCUGAGAGGAGACCAUUCAGUCCGUCCGGCCUGUUUGCUUUGCUAGCGGCUGUGCUGUCCCAGGAUGUCUUCGUUUAUGACGGCAGGGUAUCCGUUUCAACACCAUGACUGGAAUGUUUAUUCUGGACUUCCAUUGCUUUUUGUAUAAAGAGGUGCUUCCUGCUUAUGGUCUGUACUUCUCAUUAUGCUUUGGUGUGAUGUCAAAAUUAAGAUUACAUUUCUUUUACUGUCACUUCUUUGCCAAAAAGAAAGAAAAGAGUAACUUUCAUGUAAGUGUUAUGAUUCCAUCUAUGCUAUGUUUUAUUGUAAAAUCAGUGGAUCUGAUUUUGUAAACAAAUGCAAGGUGCAGAAAAGGCAGUGUCUAUAGUGAUACGAUGCCAGGACAGGUAAAAACCUGAUAUUCUGACAUCUUAAAACCACAAAACAUUUUUUAUUUUUUCAAAACUCAGGUUUCUACCACUCUCCACACAUCUACAGCAGUAGCCAUUUUAGUAUUGAUUGCUUGUAAAUACUGUCAUAGCAUGCCACAUUUCCACACAACAUUUAAUCAGCUCCUUCUAACCCUACUUUUACAAACAAAAAUCCCCUGCUUUCAGCUCAUUCAAGUUUCUCACUCCUAAUCCACCCUUUCUGCUUUCUUAUGUUAUAACAGAGUUUUUAAUCGCUGAGUAAGUUAAGUGAAUUAAAACAGUAAUUAAUGAUUGGUGCAGAUGGUGCUGCUUGUAAUGUUGAUGCCCUAACCCUAAUUCAGACCAAGUCCAAUCACAUCAAUAUGGAAAAGAAGAAUGGGAUACGGUGUUCUAAAACCGUACUAGACACAGCACAAGUUAGCAAGCAAGAUCAGCAGUUUCCUAGCAGGACUGACUUCUGUUCAUCAACUGGACAAAUGACUUAUGUUCAGCGCUGUGUCAGCCUAGCCCCUAAUAUUUUUUAACCUCUUGUGGAUAACCCCUGAUUAGCAGGGAACUGUCAAGAAGUAGAUACGUCUCAGCCGAGCUGACAGUACUAAUAAUGCAUGGAGUUGAAAGUUUAAUAAGUCAGUAAAUCAAUGAAGAAAGGAGAAAGCGAAGACAAAGUCAAAGAACAGGAUCAACCAGGGAAUAAACUGGUAUGCAAAUACACUUAGUAAAUAUUCUUAGAGAUCAAAGAUGCAA
This is a messenger RNA of Polypterus senegalus (gray bichir), 6500 nucleotides long. RefSeq names its product discs, large (Drosophila) homolog-associated protein 1a (gene dlgap1a). The transcript is spliced from 14 exons. NCBI's taxonomy places the organism in Eukaryota, Metazoa, Chordata, Cladistia, Polypteriformes, Polypteridae. The record is from RefSeq and is a predicted model, not a curated record. Gene Ontology annotation, molecular function: molecular adaptor activity. Gene Ontology annotation, cellular component: postsynaptic specialization; glutamatergic synapse. Bases 657 to 3608 code for a protein of 983 amino acids. Gene Ontology annotation, biological process: signaling.